This is a messenger RNA of Babesia bigemina, 1161 nucleotides long. RefSeq lists its product as hypothetical. The record is from RefSeq and is a predicted model, not a curated record. The transcript is spliced from 3 exons. NCBI's taxonomy places the organism in Eukaryota, Apicomplexa, Aconoidasida, Piroplasmida, Babesiidae. The coding region runs from base 1 to 1161 and encodes 386 amino acids.
AUGUUAUGCCAUUUGCACAUUCGGCGGUGCUGGUGGCGUUUUCUGCCAUAUAAAAAUGAGUCAUCCGGGGUACUGAUACACCGAGAGGCGCCCGGUUGCUUCCGCUCCCAUCUGCUGGGUGAAUAUCGCAAUAUCUCGUCAGCCGCCAAACGACCGGCUUCUGUGAAUGGACACCGCCGGACAAUCGAGAGGAAUCUGUCGACACAGAGUCAACGAUCUCCCGUGACACAGGGAUCGAGCUGUCCAACGGAAGAUAACAGUGAAAGGUGGUCUGCCUAUGAGGAACAUAUCGCACGAUGCGCUUCGGAAGCCGCGAUCGAAUACGUCCGGCGGCACAAGCUUGGACCUCACUGUGCUCCUGGAGGCGGGUCGCGUUGGACUCCGGUGGCACUGGUGCUAUUGGUCGUGUGCGCUGGAGUUGCGACAGUGGUGUACGUGGAGAGCGUGAGGUCUUCGCUCCUUGACGCUACAGGUAACGCGGCUGGCGUGCUACUGCACAACCGGGCGUUUCACGACCAGUCCAUGUCCUUCCUGCGUCGGUUGGCUGAGGACUUCCUGAACAGCGCGGAGACUGAGGAGCUGCUGAAGUGCAAGGUGGAGCAGCUGCUCUUGAGCUCCGGUGAAGUUCUGCGUAAUACCGUGGUCGAUAUAUUGCAACAGGACGAGGUCACUAAGACAGCGUAUUCCUUCAGUCGCCAGAUAACAGAAGACCUUUGCAAGGACGGAGAGGUCAUUGAGUAUGUAGGACAGCUGCUGUUGGACGCCAUCAAUACAAAGACAGCAGUGGAUGGCGCUGCGAAGUGGUUCUCGGAUAUCGCGGCACGCGAAGACACUGUUGAGACCAUCGAGCGUCUGCUGUGCGAGCGUGUCUUGUCGAACGCCACCGUGCAUGCGGAGGCCCUCAACCUGUGCAAGUCUGUGACUUCGCAGUUCCUGAGCGCGGAGUCGACGAAGCGGGAGUCAGUCGCGUUCAUCAAGUCCGUCCUGGACCGCCCGUCGCUUCACGCCCACCUGUCGCAAGCGCUCAUCGAGGUGCUCAAGCAGAGCUUCUACCCGCGCUGGUUUGUGGGUCAGGGCAAUUUCCAGUUGAAACGCUUUGAUGCUAGUGUCGACGGUGACGGAGUUCAGUCGCCUAAGGAAUCGGUGCCUCGCUUUAUAUAA